UUGUAAGAGUUUUUAGUUUGUGUAAGUAGGAGAGAAAUACUAUAAUGGCGGACAAGGGUAGCAUGGGUCGAGCAUGCGCAGCAUGCAAAUACCAGAGAAGAAAAUGCUCGGCUGAGUGCCCGCUGGUGCCCUAUUUUCCACCGGAUCAGCCAAAACAGUUCCUGAAUGCUCACAAACUGUUCGGAGUGAGCAACAUUUUGCGUAUACUGAAACAAGUGAAUGAUACCCAAAAGAGCGACGCCAUGAAAACUAUCAUUUACCAGGCAAAUGCCCGUGAGAGGGACCCUGUUUAUGGGUGCUUUGGCAUUAUUGUUAUGUUGCAAACACAGAUCGAAAGCUUGAAAGAAGAAUUGGGUUUUGUGAGGAGGCAGGUAAUGCUUGCAGAACAGCAACAAUAUCAUAACAGUUGUGGGCAACAGAUUCAGCCUGUUGAAGGCCCUGAGUCUCUGUCUCAUGAUCAGCCUGCCUCCACACCAGCUUGGAUUUACCCUAAUGUUCAGGGUUCUUCUUAUGAUGGACAGCAGUUUUAUCGGCAAACUGAUUAUGAUAUUAACAGACCCAAUGAUGUUUUUGAAUAUGAACAAACGCAGCAGGUCUACAGCGAGUCCAAGGAGGGACAUGAAUCCAGACGAAUUGAUACAAAAGAUAGUGAAUUCAGCACUAGUCAAUCAACAUAUGUUGCACCACUUACAAGGAAAGAAACCGUAGACCAUCUUCAAAAAUUGCUGCACUCAACAUAUGAAGUAUAUGGGGUUUUGAGAGUUGCAAAUCCUUUUUCAGUACCCUUCCAACGUAGUUGUGGAAGAUGCAAUUACACCACUUAUAACUUUGGUACACUAAAAUAUGACAUUGGUCACUGCAACAAGUGCAAUGAAAACACAGCUUACACAUAUACGCAUUCUCUAAAAUGCAUUUUAACUAGUGACAACAAGAACAAUUUGGAAUGUAUUCUUGAGAAAGACAUGUUCAAUCGUCUACUUCCACAACUUGAACAAAUCACUUAUGAAGAUUAUAUACGAGGUAAAGUCGAAAUAGUUUUCGUUAUCCGUGGUUUACAAAAGGAAGGAAAUUAUACACUGGAUCAAAAUAAUGUCAUCAUCAAUUUGGAAGAGAAUCACAUACCUCUAACUGAUUCUUCAAGUCAGAUGACUCAACUUUAAUUGAUUUCCACCAAAGGAUCUCUUUUGUGAAGAAAUGCAUCAAAACAUUGUACAUAUGAUAUACUUGUUAGUUUCACUUUGGAGAUUAUAUUUAAUUUUGAUCUUAAAGUACUCUAAAAUUUCAAACAUCAAUAUUGCUCUUUUAUUUAUUACUGUUCUAUCUGGUUUCAUUUUCUGUUAAUCUUUUGUUUUAGCGAUCCAUUUAUACACUACCUGAACCUGAAGUAUUUGUAUUCAUGUUCU
Messenger RNA from Cryptomeria japonica (Japanese cedar), 1403 nucleotides. Its product is annotated as LOB domain-containing protein 7. The record is from RefSeq and is a predicted model, not a curated record. NCBI's taxonomy places the organism in Eukaryota, Viridiplantae, Streptophyta, Pinopsida, Cupressales, Cupressaceae. Bases 45 to 1160 code for a protein of 371 amino acids. The transcript has 4 exons.